Molecule: messenger RNA, 6375 nt
Organism: Chara braunii
Lineage: Eukaryota; Viridiplantae; Streptophyta; Charophyceae; Charales; Characeae
Source: the annotation of a GenBank genome assembly
GGGGCGGAGGGGCGCGAAGUUGGAGCGCUUGCGGGCGCGUUGGUAUCAGAGGUGGAUGUCGGCUCCGCGGCAGGUUGUGGUGUAUGUGGAGCAGAUGAACGGAGGGCAUUGAAAUCCUGCUCAAUCAGUCAAAUGGGAGGCACUGGGUGUCGCCAGUGCUUUCGUUACGAUGACUGCCUUAGCCUGAGCUUGCGGUUGUUCAGCUAGUCCAGAACCUAGAGUCGUUUGGUUGUGAAGGCGGUUUUGCUGUUGUGCAUGCGGAAUGCAUAUAUUCCGCUGCAGUGCUGAGUUUUGGUUUUGAACUGUGGACCUGCAUUGUGCUUGGAAGACACCCUGUGGGCCUGUGGGUAAUAGGCCGUGUGGACAAGGAGAAGAUGGGAAAAUGAUUCAUUAUCCUGUGGGAUUAUGUGUAAGGCAGUGCUGAUGGCAGCCAAGGAACAUCUUUCAAUCUCUAACAUGGCAGCCGGCAGGAGUCAAGCUCCAUCAUUAUGGACUUCAAAUGUCUGCUAUCGAUUUGGGAGCAAGUCUUCUGCUGUCCUUUGUAGUCUUUUCCACACUCCUUUGUUCCAAGUGUCCAGGAACCGGCACUGGUACCCUACGCUACUACUGGCAAGCUUUGUACUAUUACUCUCCCAUUCUAUUUCUGCCGAGGUGCGUCCGAGGAAUAAUGCCAACGUUCAGGGCAGUGUCCCAGGAGGGUCUGUCCUCUAUCCUGGUGAUGGCGAGUGGCCAUCACCAAAUGAGAACUACGUGAUGAAACUCCGCGAGGAUGGCACUCUUGGGAUAGAGAUGAUGAAAUGGGGGAACGUGACUGUUUGGACAGCGCAGCUUUCGGGGAGGAAUUUGAAAGGUGCAAAGGCCAUUUUUCAAGUCAGCGGCAGCCUGGAAUUGUAUGCAUCUGAUAACCGGCUGCUGUGGAGCACAGGAACAGAUGGUAAUCGAUCGAGUGCAGUCAUGGAAGACGGGGGUAACUUCCGAAUCCAGGCCGAUCAGAAGUAUCUAUGGGAGAGCUUCAAGAACCUGACUGAUACGAUGGUCCAGGGGAUGGUGGUGAAUGACCAGUACGAACUGAGGAAUGGAACGCGGUACUUGGGGUUCCUGGAGGAGGGAAACCUUGCCCUCUUCAAGGUCGGUGUUCGCACACCGUUGUAUGAUAAUCGUAUGGUUUAUUGGUCAACCAAUAUCAAUGCAACGCCGACGGAGUUUAGACUGGACCUGAAUUCAGAGUAUGGCCUUGCAGUUCUGGAUCCGACUUCAAACGGGCAGCUGUGGAGCACGAAGGACCAAAUCGUUUUACCAGACGCUGCUUCGGAGAAGUCUCAGCAGCCUCCUCGGUAUUAUGCAAGUCUAGACAGGACUGGCAAUCUAAAGCUCUGGCGCUGGGUGGGGGCUGAUUCAGUUGGCAGUUGGCAGGUUGUCUGGCGUGCCCUAAGCAAUCUGUGUGAUGCUGCUCCAUGUGGCGAAUAUGAGGUGUGCAAGUCCAACAGUUCGAUGGGCGAUAGCUAUGUGUGCGAUUGCUUGGACGGUUUUGUGAACGACGAGUAUUAUGGGUGUCGCCCACCCAUCACACCACAGUGUUCCCAAAAAGCAGACCAGUUCAGGGAGGUGAUGAAUGUGGGCUUCAUAGGUUAUGAUAUCAACUCGACUUCAGUGACUGACUUUAUGGCAUGCAAGUCUCUCUGCAUGCAGGUGUGCGAUUGCAUGGGAUUCACAUAUAACGAGUCCACCAGGUACUGCGGUCUGAAAAGCAAGAUUGAGAGUGGAAUUCAUGCCCAGGGUAGCAAGACGUAUGUGCGUGUGGGGCGGAGGGACGGCCGUCUUGAUAAAAUGAUUUUUAUAGUGAGUGGUGUAGUACCCGUGGGAACCAUAGUAGUUUUUGCAAUUGCGGUUCUCUGCUGGUGGCGAGUCCGUAAAGCCCUCCGUGCGCGCCACCGGAAUCGUGAACUCGCUCCGUACGGGAAUGACACGGAGAAGGGGAACUUGGAAUCGAGUGUUGAUGAGGAACGCGUGGAGGAACGGGCAACGGUGAUCACUGCCCUAGGCGGGCCUCGGGCCUUUUCCUACCGUCAACUCGAUGCUGCAACCACUGGAUUCAACACGGUUCUAGGAAAAGGUGGGUUCAGCAUUGUUUACCGAGGUGUUUUGCCUGAGGGUACCAUCGUUGCAGUGAAAGUUCUCACUGGGCAUGCUCAGCGAGCAGAGAGUGAGUUUCUCUCGGAGGUGGCGGCCAUUGGCCGGCUGCAGCACUCCAACAUCGUUGCACUUCUGGGCUUCUGCUCUGAGGGAAGUCAUCGUAUGUUAGUCUACGAAUUCAUGGCAAAUGGUGACCUGCAUAACAAGUUGUUUGGGCCAAAACGACCCGGAGCCCAGACGAGUACCACAUUCACUGCCCCUGUUGGACAGAAUUUCAACCAUCAGGCACUAGCAGGCGGAGCACGGGUGACAGCUGUUGACGCCAAUGGCUCGCAUCAGACUGAGAGAACAGUGCCAGCACAGGCCAUGAACCCUCCGAACGCUUCUCCCUGCGACCAGAGUGUGGACAUGAGCUGGGUGCUGGACUGGAAGUCGCGGAAUGAAAUUGCUCUCGGUGUUGCUCGUGGAAUAUCUUACCUGCAUGGGGAGUCACGAAAGCGCAUCAUCCACUGUGACAUCAAGCCGAAGAACAUUCUGUUGGAUGAUAGGAUGGUCCCGCACGUGGCAGAUUUUGGCCUGGCGAGAUCGACUGGGCAAGAUGAGUCCAGGGUGUACACAGACCAUGUACGGGGUACAAUACAUUAUCUGUCCCCUGAGUAUGCCCUCCAUGGAAUACUCACGGAUAAGAGUGAUGUGUAUAGUUUUGGUAUCAUGUUGCUUGAGAUGCUGAGUGGCCGCCGCAACUUGGAAGUCAUUCAUCCUCCAGAAGAGCCCGAUGCCGAUAUUGACGAUCAGCAGCCUACGAUCAUUCACCUACCAAGCAUGGCGUCGUCUUACUGGGAGGAGAUGCGUCCAAGCGAAUUCGCAGACCACCGUCUGGGAGGAAACUUCGUGAAGGAAGAAUUCGAGCGAAUGAUGCAGAUUGGACUUCAAUGCUCCCACAUUGACCCUGCGUUAAGGCCAACGAUGGCAUCCGUCGUGCAGAUGCUGAUGGGUCUAAUUCCGGUUCCAUCAGUCAAUCGGGCAGAGUAUGUGGCAGCUGCAGCAAGUUAUCUCCAGAAUCCUUGGCCUCAGAAUCUCAAGAGGACUUCUGACCCUGGGACAACUAAGCGACCUCGCCAUGGGAAGUCCUCUGGCAGUGCUAAACAUGAUCGGGCGAGCACCGGCAGUAGUCGCGUGGAAAGGUCCAGCUGUAGUGCAAGGACAGACACCUCCUCAUCUGGCAGCGGUGGCACGCCCGAGUUAUCUCCAUCUCUCCUCCAGCCACGGUGAUAACAUGUUGACAGAAGAGGGGAUGACUGGUGACCUUGCUUCCUUGUCGUCCUGAUUGCAAAGUUCUGUGGACCCCAGACAUGUCUAAGUACUGCUCGUUCUUGCCUUUAGGCUGUCAUCUGUACCUGCCAUGACACGCUUUUCGUCACCGCUAGAUUGUGGAGGCAAUGCCGGGGCAGAACAUGAACUUCACAGGUGAUGCCAACUUUUUAUCAUGUCGUUUGAGAGCGACUGCAUGCCUGUGACGGCCCCAGCGGUCAUUCCUGCUUCGAGGCUGCCAUCUGUCCGUGCGCCUACUACAGUAUACGGCUCUUUUCUGUGGGGUUGCAGAGCCAUAGCAAGCUCGUCCUCAAUGCUUGAUUGCGGAGGCAAUGCUUCGGCAGGAAGCAAACUUUGCAGGUGAUGUCAACUUUUUAUCAUGUUGGUUGAGAGUUACCUCAUGCAUGUGUACCUGCUUUGACAAACUUCCUCGCUUGCACGCUGUUUGUGGAUGCCAGCAUGCUGCUUCUCGCCGCUAACUUCUCUCUGGAACCUGACCUAUCCUGUUUUCCUGCAUUUGUCUUUUUCACUCUCCUGGUGUUGUUUUCUACCGCAUCUCAUACCCGACCGAUGUACUGACAUUUUGUAGGAUGAUUGAUCAUCAAUAAUUUCUACCACCAUGAUUUUGGGUUUGUUGGGCCCUCUUCCACCAGCCGUCAGAAUGGGUACCAAAGCUGGCAAGAUUCAAUUAGCAGUCUCAAGCUAUGAAUGCUCUCAGUGCUCGAGGACUUCCUGCAGCCAUGCUAAUAAAUUCUUAUACCUCGGCCUUUUCUUCGUUUGUCCUGCGUCCGCUGAUGGAGCCCCUCCAUUGUUUACCUGAAAAACUCUUCCAACCCGGAUUUUUCAGCUCGUACUAUGUGCAUUUUCCGUGUUCUGUGUUAGGAUUUUCCAUUUUUCUGAUCGCACGUAACGUUCUAUCGACCCAAAUCUUCAAUCUCUCACCUUGACCUGGGGGGUGACCAUCCUCAGUCGUUUGAAACGGACAGGGGUAGAUGAUGUAGCCCCUGUUCAGGAACAGGUCCACGACCCCCUUCUUCUUCUCCUUAAAAGAGCUGCCCUGGCUCUUUGCCUAGGUGACUGAUGAGCAGGUUGGUUCGCCUGUUCAACUUAUCGCCAUGUUAUCUUGCCUCCUGUCUGGGGAGGCCUGCUUGGUCGCCCAAUCUUGGCGGACCUCUGCCCAUUGACUCGACCGAUCCGAGGGUUGAUCUCGUCGUGUUGAUUCUCCUUUCCGUGGGAACCUGGCUUCCUGUUGCUUGUGUGUACCCCUGUUGCGGAUCCUGCCUUUGUCGAAGAGGGCCGCAUGAACGUUUCAUCUUGUCUAAGUCUUUUAUUUUUUCGUCCUUUUUUCGUUCUGAUGUAGUUACUCGUCUCGAUCGUCGUUAUUUGCAUGCGACCAUGGGUUUUGGGCCUUGCGGAUUUUGUCGUUAGGUGGUUCGGCAGGGAGCUUGGCUAGGCUUAACAUUAUAUGGUCGUUCAACGAACGAGUCCUCAUGGCUGACCCUACCUCACCCGCCAUGGCAUGUCUCAUCCUGGAACAAGAGUUUCGCUAGUUGGACACUUCUCACUAUCCCCUCGUUAUCACCGAAACGUGCUAGUGUUUUUUAACUGUAGGAAUACUACUGGGAAGUGGGUGGGCUUAUCAUGAGCUAGGUUGGGGCGGUUGGGAUUUACUCUCUGCCUUACACUCUCAGCUGUCGCCUCCCUCCUAACUGACUUGUCUUUCUUAUUCGCUGUCCUAUAGACCCUCGGUGGCUCGCAUCUUGUCAUCGUUUAGCCGGCCUGGCACGGAUAGCAUUUAUUAUUAUAGAUGUUGUUUACUCAUGUCUAGUUUGAUAGACCUACCUGCCUUACUCUGAGAGUGCUGAGCUUUGCUCACCUCAGUGGGAUGCCUGGACGACGUCCCAGUAUAAGACUCAAGGAAGAGCUGUCAGAAUUUCGACUGACCAUAUCAUCAUCAUCAUCAUCAUCAUCAUAUACCAAUAAAGCAGGCAGUCUGCUAGGUAACUUCCUUAUAUGAUAUCUGUGCCUCCUGUUAUCCGUUCGAAUAACAUUUCUUGAAUCAUUUCGUGCAAUGCUGCUGCCCUGUCCUCAGUGAGUGUCUACUCGGCAUCCAGUGCAGCUUUCUAACCAGGUGAGUCUGGGAUGAUAUCUGCCUACCGAGUACGUCAAUGGUAUUGGGAAAUUUGUCAAUAUCAUGCAUGGAUUGUUAGGCAUUGAGCAAAGAGUGUGCAUCAUGAAUAUUUUGUGAAGUCUCAUCAAGCUUCAUUUAGGCUUGUCGAACUUUUGCAAAUUUUGUAACAGAUACCCAGCGUCCAUCAGCACUGGGUGCUACCAACGGCCCUGGCAUCCCGUGAAGACCCGAAAAUCAGGUCGGAAUGCUGAUGGGGGAUGCGGUCUCUCGUUAUGAACAUUUAGGGUAACCUUUUGAUAAACCAGGUUAAGUCUUUUAGUGCAUUGAUUGGCUGGUAUCAGUGCAGUCAGUUGCACACGCACAGGAGCGGAGGUGCUCAUCUUAUAAGAAGGUGAAAUGCCAGGUGCAUUGGUUUGUUUUGAACUGGCGUCUGUAUCUCCUAUUCUUUCUUUCUCCUGAAAAGGGAUCCGUAUGUGCGCAGAUGUGUGUGUGUGUGUGUGUGUGUGUGUGUGUGUGUGUGUGUGUGUGCGCGCACACGCUUCGGGGCGGGGGGGGGGGUGAAUAUCGCUCCUGCCCUUACAGCAUGGACUAAGCAAAGGUAGUCGUAUGGUAAUGACUGCCAGUGACUUAGAUCCAUGGGUUUUCUACGUCCGAUCCAUUUGACCAGAUUUACCUGCAUCCUGGUAUGGGUGCAGAGAUUGGCCCCAUCAUCUCUUGAUGUUGGCAAGGUCUUGCUUCUGCUUACUCGAGCGAACCACCACCUCUAUACAUCUGUUUCUCAAUCAAGACCACACUGAUCA